AUGCUCCCCCGCGAGGCGUGGGACAGUCAUCUCCAUUGCCUGGACCCACAGCGUUUCCCGUUCAAGCCAACGCGCGCCUACACCCCUCCACCGGCCACGCUCGAGAGGAUGGUACAGCACCGACAGACCAACAAGCUGAUGCUCGUGCAGGCCUCCAUCGAGGAUGGCUAUGAAGGGUUUCUGGCUCACCUCACCGAGUGUCGGAGGUUGUACCCAUCGAUCACCAUCCGGGGGACCAUCUGCUACGAUCCGGAGCUGGACCGGUUGACCAAGGAGGAGUUCGAGCAAUGGCACGAGGCUGGGGCGCGCUGCAUUCGCAUCCACGGAGUCUAUGGGCAAUUCAGGGACCAGCCAGAGCUCGUGCGGAGCCAACUCCGAGCAUUGGCUGGGUCCUACGGGGUGCGUGUGCUGGGGUGGUCCAUUUCGGCUCAGCUUCCAUUACCAGUGUGGGCUUCUCUGAGACCUUUCCUCAUAGAAGAUAAGAGCAUGCAGGAUACCAUCCUUAUCGCGGAUCAUAAUGGCUGUGCGGAGCCAGAUGACAUAGACACGUCGGAUUUCCGUGCUUUCAUGGAUCUGCUAGGAUCGGGAAGGUUGUACGUGAAGAUCGGGGCUUUGUACCGUCGCAGUCCGGACGACUUCCUGCGAAUGGAGCCAGUCAUCAGGGCAAUGGCUGAGCAGACACCAGAACGUCUAGUCUGGGGAAGCGAUUGGCCACAUGUGGUCACAGGUGGUGGGAAGUUGCAGGUAGGGGAUGUAGAUGCUGAGCUGGCCGCGUUGCGGGGAUGGCUGUCAGAGGAGGCGUGGCCCGACGGAGGUUCCGGGGUGAUGGCCACCUACCGGGGCUACGAUCCAGAGUUCGCGCGCAAGACAGAGGGCGAGCUGCUGAAGAAGAUCGAUCGUCGGAUCCUACCUUUGGUCCUGCUCAUCUACCUGUUCAACUAUCUGGAUCGAAACUCCAUCACGCAAGCUCGAGUCUAUGGGCUGCAAGAAGACACCCACCUGGAGGGAGCGGAGUAUCAGACCGUCAUCUCCAUCUUUUCAGUGGGGUACAUCCUGAUGCAAGUCCCCUCUACCAUGCUCAUGACCAAGCUUCGACCCUCCAUCUACCUGCCUUCAUGCAUGAUCAUCUGGGCCAUCGUGAGCGGAUGCACGGCAGCGACCCACAACGUCGGCAGUAUCAUGGCGGUCCGGUUUCUACUCGGGUUUGUCGAAGCGCCCUUCUUCCCCGGCGCCAUCUACUUCCUCAGCUGUUGGUACACAAAGAAGGAACUGGGAGUGCGAACCGCAUUGCUCGUGUCGGGCAUCCUGCUGUCCAACGCUUUUGCGGGACUGAUUUCCGCCGGAAUCCUGACCGGAAUGAACCACACCACGCGACUCGCAUCCUGGAGAUGGCUGUUCAUCAUCGAAGGGCUUGCCACCGUUGUUGUAGCCCUCGUAGCCAUGGCCUUCCUACCCGACUUCCCCGCCACGACCAAAUGGCUGACUGAAGCCGAACGGAUCGUGGCGCAGGCGCGUCUCGCCGAGGACGCAGGCUCGGAGAACGCGCUGGAAGAUGAGAAAGUGCCCCUGCCCCGGGCAUUGAUCUGGGCCGCCAAGGACGUGCGCACCUGGAUCUUUGCCUGCAUGCAAAUGGCCACGACGGCCACCAUCUCCUUCUCCCACUUCUUCCCCACAUUGAUCAAAGAGAUCGGGUUCUCCAACAACACAGUCGUGCUCUUGCUCACAUCCCCACCCUACGUCGUGGGCUUCUUCUGGGCUGUAGGCUGGGGCUGGUGGGCCGAUAAGCGCCAGACUCGCUCCAUUCCCGCGGGCGUGUCGGAGGGGGUGGCUAUUCUUGCGGCCAUCCUGUUGAUUGCGGUACCAGAGUCCCAGCAGUGGGCGCGCUACGCCUUCACCUUUCUGAUCUGCUGCGGAACGUACGGUGUCUAUGCGACCACCUACGCCUGGCUGUCUUCGACCAUCGUCCAGCCCCCGGCCAAACGAGCCGUGGCGAUCGGUAUCGCUAACACCUGCGCCAACGUGGCGUCGCUGUUUGCGAACUACUUCUGGUUGGACCAGUACGAACCCACGUAUCGGGUCUCUUGGGGAUGUAUCCUCGCUUUUGAGUGUCUCGGAAUGGCGUGUAUCCUAACGCUGCGUUUUCUGCUUCGUCGCGCCAACAGAAGGUUCGAGGAGUUGGCAACCACGAUGGAGGUGAAUGGUGUUGCCAUGCAGAGAUUGGACCAAGACUCGCGGCGCGCUAUCUUGAAUGGGUUUCGAUAUGUAAUCUAG
Aspergillus fijiensis CBS 313.89 is the source of this 2271-nucleotide messenger RNA. Its product is annotated as MFS general substrate transporter. The record is from RefSeq and is a predicted model, not a curated record. NCBI's taxonomy places the organism in Eukaryota, Fungi, Ascomycota, Eurotiomycetes, Eurotiales, Aspergillaceae. Gene Ontology annotation, molecular function: hydrolase activity; transmembrane transporter activity. Bases 1 to 2271 code for a protein of 756 amino acids. Gene Ontology annotation, biological process: transmembrane transport. Gene Ontology annotation, cellular component: membrane. The transcript has 3 exons.